AUAUCCCGUUUCUUAUCAUCUAUUCAAAUAUAACUUUCAAUAGCAAACAGAUCUGUGUGUGUACACUUUAGGUUUACACAUACGCACAUUUAGCUUUAAAUCAAUUCAAACAGUCCGCCUUGAUAGACCCGUUUGUGAACGAUAUAUCUAUGUAAAUAUUGACAUUCUCUCGAAACUAAAACAGCAAGUUCUCUUUAUCAUACCCUCAAGAGUCGACAAAAUAGUAAUGUAACGGCCCACACACUGUAAUUAAAUUCAAACUGCCACACCCAUUCUGUGAAAAAAAAAAGAAAAAAAAACUGACCCUAUUUUCCGUCAAAUGUGUUUUUUUAACAUUUUGGCUGGUAGAAAAGGAAAUUAGAAGAGAAAAAAGCCAUAUGAAACUGCUUUGAAACCAUAAUGGGAUAUAAAUUUAAUGUGAAGUCUGGCGAUGCAGGAGUUGAAGAAUAUUUGGAAGUUCCUGGAGAAUCAUACCCGAAAAGAAAAUUCAACAGAAGAAUUUUUGCACUGUUUGGAAUAAUGACUCUUCUUUGUACAGCUAUAGGAGUUGGUGUUGGAAUACAUGUUUCUGGGAAAACACACAAGAGGGCAGAAGUCUUAAACCAAACAAAGCCAACAACAACAAAAAUACCAACUACAACACCGUUAAAAGUUUCUGACAGACAUCCAUUGUUGCUAAUAGCUAUAGGACAUUUCAGAGCAAAUUACCUUGAUAGAAAUGUCACAGAAACACUGCGAAUGUUGGCCCAGGAAGGUGUACAUGCAACAUAUAUGCAGAGCGUCUACCCAACGCUGAGCUCACCAAAUCUGUAUUCAAUUGUAACAGGUUUGUAUCCAGAAUCCCAUGGAAUCACAAAUGAUGUGAUGGUAGAUUCCAAAAUCAAGUCCAAAUUUGAUGCCAAAAAUGUUUCUUCAACUUUAGAUCCAAGCUGGUGGAAAGGAGAACCAAUUUGGGUAAAAGUAGGCCAAAAGAAAGCAAUCUCUUUUGGAUGGCCAGGUGCAAAAGUCAACAUUUCAGGUGUAAUUCCAGAGAAGUGUCCAGACAGAGAAAAAUCUCUUCCAAAGAAAUUAGCUAUGAGGUAUAUUGUGCAACAGUUAAAAUUCCCACCUGUUGUCCAACCUCACCUCAUCACUUGGUACAUUGAUGAUUUGGUGAGGGUCAGUGAAACCUAUGGUCCAGACAGUCCUUUGGUUAAUGAUGCAAUAAAAGAUAUUGAUGACACCCUACAAGUUCUCAUGAAUCAACUUCGGUCUUUGCUGCGUCACUCUUCAGUAAACAUCAUAAUAGUAUCCGAUCACGGGAUCAUGAAGACUUCCCCAGAAUUGACAAUUCAGCUUCCAUCUAAUAACUCUGAUAUUGAAUGGCAGAUUAAUGGAAAGACAUCUGCUAUGAUAGCUUUGGCAGAAGGAAACUCUACCAGUACAUCAGGCAAAACGGAAUUCAUAAAAAAUCUUGAAUGUAGUCAUUCACAUUUGAAAAUCUUCACCAAAGAUUCUAUCCCAAAGCUGUCCCAUUUCUUUAACAACCCAAGAUCAGGAGAUGUGUAUAUCACAACUAGAAAUCAGUGGAUGAUUAAAACCAAAAAUGACUUUUCACUUGGAAGCUCUGGUUAUGAUGUGCGAGAUGAAAACAUGAAGGCCAUAUUCAUUGCAACUGGACCAGAUUUCAAAGAGAGAUUAGAGAUUGAACCUUUUGAAAAUGUGGAACUCUACAACAUGAUGUGUGCAUUACUAGAUGUUUCACCAAAUGACAACAAUGGUACAAAUGGACGUUUAGAAGAAGCUCUGAACAUGGAUUUGAAAAAGCAAAAAUCCACCAUUUUCCUCAUAGAAAAAUGUGUCUGUUCAAACAACAUCAGCACAAUAAUGCCAGUUUCUUCUAGCUGUUCCAAUUCAUCAGAAAUUGAAAAAUUGAUUAAAGAAAGACUGAAGAAAGCGGAAGAUGAUAAGGAAUCUCUCAUCAGAAAACAUUUGCCUUUCUUGGUGUUGUCUAGUACCAAAGACAGGUCCUCCUGUAUUCUCCCCCAGAGAGACUAUAUCAUGGCUGUUGAUACUAAUACAAGCAUGCCAUUGUGGGCGGCAUUUACACUUAAUAGACAAUCGAAAUGGAAGAAUGAGGAGGAUAAUAAUGGGCAAUUAAAUAACGAAUGUCUUUUCCUUGAUACCAGACUAAACAAAAGUCUAUGGGGACGCACUGUUACAAAAAUGAAGAACACUGGUCAUUUAUUCAAUCUCGACUUCCUCAAUGCCACUGAAGGUAUCCUCUCCUCCAACACUCUACCAAUGAUGGAAGGAUUCAAGAAUGGCAUCUGGAAGUUUCUAUGGAGCACAAUAAAGCAGUAUGCUUACCAAUGUCACAUUGCUGUAAUCCUUGGACCCAUCUAUGACCAAAACCAAGAUGGUCAUGCAGAUAAUAUGACCAGUUUUGAUGACUCAUCUCCACCAUCUCCAACCCAUUUCUUUGCAAUUCUUCAAAGAAAUCAAGUACAGAAAUCUUCCAAAAGCUUGGAUAUUAUAUCAUUUGUUCUUCCACAUUUACCAAAAGUAACAAACUGCAUGAACUUUAGGGAAUACUUGCUUGACAACAUUGUCAGUCUUCGAGACAUAGAACACUUGACAAAUCUUAGAUUCGAUCGUAGUCUUACUGUUAAGCAACGUACCUUCCUAUCUGCAAAUCUAUGGAAUGUAUCCAAUACUCAACCAUGGUUAAAACAAGAAUGCUCUCAAGAAAAGGCAUGUGAAAGAACACCAAUUUUGCUCUUAUUGUCUUUGCAUAAUUUUAAUGCAGACAAUUUAAAUCUUGUGAAAAUGCCUGCAUUGGAAAAGCUUAAGCGCUGUGGUGUACAAGCAUCUUACAUGCGACCAGUUUAUCCUUAUAAAAGUUUACCUAAUCUGUACAGUAUAGUCACUGGUCUGUAUCCAGAAUCCCAUGGAAUCAUUGAUGAAGAAAUGUAUGACCCAGUGCAAAACAAAUCUUUUAAGUCCACAUCCAGCGAAGAUUUCUGGUGGGGAGGAGAACCAAUAUGGAAUAUUGCUGAAAACCAAAACAAAACAGCUUCUGUUUACUUUUGGCCAGGAUUCAAGGAUAAAAAGACAGGGAAGAGAGUGUAUGAAAGUCCUAUUGAUUACAUUAAAGGGGUGAACAUGAUACUAAACGAUUUGAGUCUUCCACCAGAGAAACAGCCAAAUGUUAUUGCAGCAUAUCUCAAGACACCUAAUCCCAACCUACAUAUCGAAGACCAACUCAACUUGAUCGAUGAUGCAAUCAACCAGUUGAUGAAUGGUAUCAAAGAACGACAUCUCGAAAACUGUAUCAAUUUAGUUAUUGUAUCUGACCACGUCUUGCUUACACCGAUAAGUACCAAUAUACCAUACCAAACCAACAAUAGUAAAUUAGCCAAACAUAGUACUAGCUAACUCUGAGAGAAAAGAACAGUUCAGGUCUGAGAGAAAAGAGCAUAUUGGUACCAGAAGGUGAAUGAAGCCAAGCAUCAC
Octopus bimaculoides (California two-spot octopus) is the source of this 3495-nucleotide messenger RNA. RefSeq lists its product as uncharacterized. NCBI's taxonomy places the organism in Eukaryota, Metazoa, Mollusca, Cephalopoda, Octopoda, Octopodidae. The record is from RefSeq and is a predicted model, not a curated record. Gene Ontology annotation, molecular function: hydrolase activity; nucleic acid binding; metal ion binding.